Messenger RNA from Salvia splendens (bonfire salvia), 9152 nucleotides. RefSeq names its product protein DDB_G0276689. The transcript has 34 exons. Bases 2009 to 8365 code for a protein of 2118 amino acids. The record is from RefSeq and is a predicted model, not a curated record. NCBI's taxonomy places the organism in Eukaryota, Viridiplantae, Streptophyta, Magnoliopsida, Lamiales, Lamiaceae.
AUUUUUUGAAUACGGAGGGAGUAUAAAGUAAGUUUAUUGAUGGGCAGCAACCCGAGUAAAUGGUCUUUUGAACUUUCUAGAGGAUUAAUACUUGUAAAGAUGGAGGUUCAUUUGGUAGACUUUUGAAAUGACCAGUUUGUAUGUGUGUGUCCAUUGUUUUGGUAAAGGUCUCAUACCAGCAAGGACAAGGUGAUUGUCUUCUAGUAAGGACCUGUAAGGUGUAUCCCCAGUAGUUGGGUACAUGUGUGCCAGCAAUUUAUGGCGUGAGCUGUUUUUAAGCAUUUUUAUAUUACUGUUGGUCAAUUUCAUGGCCGUAUAUGUACAUUAUUACUGCAUAAGUGCAUAUAUAAGGAACUAAGUAUUCCCUCCAUCCCACUCAAGAUGUACACAAUCUUGAGUGGCACAGGUUUUUAGGAGGAGUUAGGUGGAAUAAUAAGUAGAGAGAAAAAAAGGUAGUUGAAUAUUUUAAUGGGGAGAGUGGAGAGAGAGAUUAAUUUCCAAAUGUAGAAAGGGGACAUCUUGAGUGGGACAAACUAAAAAGGAAAGGUGGACAACUUGAAUGGGACGGACCCAACGGAGGGAGUAUUAAUUAAGACUCCGGCCAAGCAAUAGAAUGGGACUGUUAUUGCAAGGGCCAAGGAAACAUUACUAAUCUUCUGAGCAUUUUCUAAAAUAAAGUUUGGCUAUGGUGCACGGGAACAUAAGACGGCAUGACUGUCGCUUGCUAAUAAGAAACAUAUAAAAUUAGGUGGAUCCAUGCACAACUGACUGCUGGAGAUGGUAUGUCGCCGCUCCAUCCUUUCCGAACACUUGAAAUGAGUUACAUCUGAUGAGGAGCAAGCAUGGUGUGCAAACGAUGAAACAAAGAUGUCUGUUUCUAUGGUUUUAAUUUUUGAAAUACCUUAUCACCAACUUGAGAAUGAGUGAACAUUCUUUAGUCUGCAUAUUCCAAGUGAAAAUGGGUUGUUCAACAUGAAAAUCCGCUUAGCCAACUCGUUGUCCAUUGCUUAUACUGAAUUGUACAUAGAAAUAACUAAGCCAAAAUUAGGGGACUCUAACAUUUAACAUUGAGUGGAGAUAAUCCUGUAGCCUUACAGUCGUUGCUAUUAUUAUAGUACACCUAGCACUCUAGGGGCGAAGAUACUCCAAAAUCAAACAUUUCCGAUAAGUCUUCAAACAUCUGUUAACAAUCAGAAUAACCUCUGACUGAUCAUCACCUCAGGAUGAUAGGCCAUUCUGAUAUCCAAUUUCAUACCAUAGCAUGGAAAUGUUUAGGGAGAUGGGCAUUGGGCGGAUUAAGCACACGGCGCAAUUGAUGAAUGCCACUCCAUGUUUCAUGACUUUUUGAUUAAUGCCAUUCCAUGUGUCCUGGCUAAUUGAUUAAUGCCAUUCCAUGUUUCAUGAUAAUGGUCUCUAUGCACCUAGCCUCAAAUGCAUUGCACUAAGAGCUAAAGGAGAGGGAAAGUUGGCCUGGGUUGAUGUAAGGGCUUGUUGCAUCACUUCAAAGUUAAAUUGCUUCUUGCCCAGCUACUGCCCAUACAACCAAAUUUGGUUGAAUGUUUCUUGCAUAGUCAGUGUUUGGGUCAUCUUUGCUGUCGUCUUUGAUGAAAUGACGGUGUUUCCCUAUAAACCUCAGAAACCAAGCACUCCGUCUAGAGAGGUGGAACGGGCUUUCAUAGACAAUUGAUAUAUUUCUUGGGUCAAUGAAAACUCCCUUCGGCCAUUGAGACUAUGUGCCCCAGUAUCUUCAUUGCUUGUUAUCACCAUGAUCACUUUUUUAGGUCAUGCUAAUUGCCAAAGAGUUAUCAUGUGGGAUAGGUGAUCAUCCCAGUUUAUCCAAGAUGAACUAUUCUCUCAAGAAAUUGAGGCCUACAGUGCUUCAGAAGGCGACCAGAUCCCUCUCCCCCUUCUGCGCCUUCACAAGUUCAUUGCACAAUUGACGCCUGACACAGUUUCAGCUGAGACACCAGUGCCUUUGAAAGUUGCAACUUCGCUUUACAGGAGAGACAUGUGUCACUAUGCUCGUAUUAGAGGCUUGCAUGUACUUGGAUGUGUUAUGGAUACUGCUCUGUCUCUUGUGCGGACAGAACAGAUCCAAGAAGCUUGCCAGAUUCUUAUGCUCUUUCCCCGGCUUCAACCCCUGGUAGCUGCUUUGGGAUGGGAUCUUCUAGCUGGGAAGACAACAAUUAGAAGGGAACUGAUGCAGUCUUUGUGGGCAAGUAAAUCCCAAGCUCUUCGAUUGGAAGAGUCCUCUCCAUAUGAUAAUAAAUUGGAUGAGGUGCCCUGUGUAGAAAAUCUUUGCGAUACACUAUGCUACCGGCUUGACAUUGCUUCUUUUGUUGCUUGUAACAAUUCUGGUCAACCGUGGAGUCUAAAAUCCUCAAUACUAUUAUCUGGAAAAGACUUAGAACAGCGGUAUGAAAAUGCUCAAUUUGAUCCAUUCGUGGAGAACUUCGUACUGGAGAGAUUAUCAGUCCAGAGCCCCCUUAGGGUGAUAUUCGAUUUAGUUCCUCAAAUAAAAUUUCAAGAUGCGAUUGAACUCCUUAGCAUGCAGCCUAUUACUUCCACUCCAGAUGCUUGGAAGAGGAUGCAAGAUGUUGAACUUAUGCACAUGCGAUAUGCUCUCGAAUCUGCUCUUCUUGCACUUGGAGCUAUGGAAAGGAGUACAGCUGAUGGAAUGGGAGAUCAGCGAAUGGCUUUCUAUUGUUUGAAAGAACUGAAGAAUCAUUUUGAUGCAAUCACUAGUACUGCCCGCAAGAUAUAUACGGUGAACAUAAUAAUCUCACUACUAUACAUGGACAAUCUACAAAUUGAUUUGACACCUUAUGACCUAAUGAGAAGACAAUCCAAGUCAUUUAAUUCUCGUGGUGGGCUACAAGUUGAUGUAAUAAGCAGAGAAGGGGGAAAUGAGAUGGUUGUCUCCUUUACAGGACAAGUACUUAACAUUUUGCGGCAGCAACUACCGUUAUCAAUAUCUGAUCUGGACAAUUCCUUGGAUGGCCAUAUAUCUGCUGGAAGUAAACAAGCUUUAGAAUGGAGAAUUUUGACAGCAAAACGUUUCAUUGAAGACUGGGAAUGGCGCCUUUCUGUUUUGCAACGUCUCCUUCCGUUAUCUGAACGCCAGUGGAGGUGGAAGGAGGCUCAGACAGUGCUCCGUGCUGCCCCAUCUAAGCUACUUAAUCUUUGCAUGCAACGGGCAAAGUAUGACAUUGGAGAGGAAGCUAUUUCUCGUUUCUCUUUACCUCCAGAAGACAAAGCCACACUGGAAUUGACUGAAUGGGUGGAUGCUGCAUUCAACAAAACAUCUGUGGAGGAUGUGGUAUCACGUGCUGCUGAUGGUGCUUCUGCUCAGGAAUUAGAUCUCUUGUCGUUGCACUCUCAGUUGGGACCUUUGGCAGCCAUCCUUUUAUGCAUUGAUGUAGCUGCAGGUUGUUCGCGGUUGCCGAAUGUGUCUUCGAAGCUUCUGAAUCAAGCCCAGGUUAUGCUUUCUGAGAUCUAUCCUGGUAGUGCUCCAAAGACAGGACCAAGUUAUUGGGAUCAAAUUCGUGAAGUGGCCAUAAUUUCUAUUGUGAAGCGUGUUCUUAGGCGCUUGUCUGAGUUAUCAGAACAGGACAAACCCACAGCUCUCCAGGCUCUUUUAUCAGGUGAAGUGAUCCUGUCAUCAUCAAUUGAGUUUCACAGACAAGGUAACAGAGGUCGAGCUCUUGUUAUGCUUCAUCAAAUGAUUGAUGAUGCUCAUCAGGGCAAGCGACAGUUCCUUACUGGUAAACUACACAAUUUAGCUAGAGCUAUUGCUGAUGAAGAAGCGGAAAGAGACCAUGCUAACGGUGAGAGCUCAAAUUCUGAUGGGAGAGGGAUUCCAGGUUUUGACAAGAAUUGGGUUCUGGGGCUUGGUUUGAGACCCUCAAAGCCUCCGCCUUUGGCUUCAGAGUCUGGAGAAAGUAAUGCAAAUUCUGCAAGUUAUGAUGUAAAAAAUUCAGAAAAAAGAUUCUUUGGUCCCUUUGGUCCCAAGAGCACAACAUUCCUUUCUCAGUUCAUUCUCCACAUUGCCACAAUCGGUGACAUUGUCGAUGGGACGGACACCACUCAUGACUUUAACUACUUUUCAGUAGUUUAUGAGUGGCCCAAAGAUCUCUUAACUCGUUUGGUAUUUGAAAGAGACAGUACCGAUGCAGCUGCUAAGGUAGCAGAAAUAAUGAAUUCAGAUUUUGUUCAUGAAAUCAUUUCUGCCUGUGUACCUCCAGUUUACCCUACAAGAUCUGGGAAUGGUUGGGCUUGCAUUCCAGUAAUUCCCACUCUCCCUAGGAGUUAUACUGAAAGCAAGGUUCUCUCACCCUCUUCCCGAGAAGCUAAACCAAAGUUCUACACACGUUCUUCUGCCACUCCUGGGGUCCCAUUGUAUCCUCUGAAGCUGGAUCUAGUGAAGCAUCUUGUCAAGUUAUCUCCUGUCAGGGCUGUCCUGGCAUGUGUGUUUGGAAGUACUAUGUUGCACUGUGGCAGUGAUCCAGCAAUUUCUAGUUCCUUAAAUGAUGGCUUAUUACCGACUCCUGAUGUUGAUAGGUCCUUCUACGAAUUGGCUCUUGAUCAGUCAGAGAGGUUUCCAACCUUGAAUCGCUGGAUACAAAUGCAAACUAACCUUCAUCGAGUUUCUGAGUUUGCUGUUAUGACAGAACAUGGAACAGAUGAUGUGAAAGAUAAUGCAGAACCCAAAACUGCUGUGAAGCGGUUUCGUGAUAUUGAGACUGAUUCUGAACCUGAAAGUGAUGAUAUGUCUGUUGGUAAUAACAUUUCGCUGUCAUUGCCUGAGGUUAUGGACCAAAGCAAUGCGACAUCUGAUGCCUGGCAUGAAUCUCCAAAGUCUAGAACAGCUGCAGAUGUUAAUACGGUAUACCUUUCUUUUGAUUGGGAGAAUGAAGCACCUUAUGAAAAAGCUGUAGAGAGAUUGAUUGAUGAAGGAAAAUUGCUGGAUGCUCUUGCUCUGUCGGACCGCUUCUUACGCAAUGGGGCCUCAGACCAUUUGCUUCAGAUGCUUAUUGUAAGGGCCGAGGAUGAUACAAUUGCACAACGAACUCAAAGUAGUUCAGCCCUUCGUAUCUGGAGCAAUAGUUGGCAAUAUUGUCUACGCCUGAAGGAUAAGCAGCUGGCAGCUAGACUUGCUCUGAAAUAUCUGGAUAGGUGGGAGCUGGAAGCAGCAUUGGAUGUUCUCACUAUGUGUAUCUGCCAUUUGCCUGAUGGUCAUCGACUUAAAUCUGAGGUUAUUCAGAGAAGACAUGCACUCUGUAGAUACAAACAUAUUUUAUGUGCAGAUGAUCGGUACAAUAGCUGGCAAGAGGUAGAGAUAGAUUGUAAAGAAGAUUCUGAGGGUCUUGCACUUAGAUUGGCUGAGAAAGGAGCAGUAUCUGUUGCUUCAGAAGUGGCUGAAAGUGCAAGACUUUCUAUCGAACUUCGUAGAGAACUUCAAGGGCGUCAACUUGUCAAGCUUCUCAAUGCUGACCCAGUAAAUGGCGGAGGCCCUGCAGAAGCUUCACGAUUUCUAUCUUCUCUCCCUGACCCUGAUGAUGCUUUGCCUGUUGCAAUGAGUGCAAUGCAGCUUUUGCCCAAUCUCAGAUCAAAACAGCUUCUUGUGCACUUCUUCCUUAAAAGGAGACAUGGAAAUCUAUCCGAAGUUGAGGUCUCCCGGUUAAACGCAUGGGCUUUAGGUCUUCGUGUUUUAGCUUCUUUGCCAUUGCCAUGGCAGCAAAGAUGUUCAUCGCUACAUGAAUACCCUCAGUUGAUUGUAGAAGUUCUACUGAUGCGGAAGCAGCUGCAAUCUGCAUCUCAGAUCCUUAAAGAGUUUCCUCUCUUGAGAGACAAUAAUACGAUAACUGCAUAUGCUGCCAAAGCUAUUGCUAUUAGCAUGACUUCCCCUGCUAGGGAUUCCAGAGUUUUAGUUUCUGGUACAAGACCAAAGCAGAGAUCAAAGGCUGCCACAUCGACACGGUCAUCAUUCAGUAGUAGCCUAAGUAAUUUGCAAAAAGAGGCACGCAGAGCAUUUUCCUGGACUCCUCGUAAUGCAGGAGAUAAGGGUGCAUUAAAGGAUAGCCAAAGGAAGAGAAAGAACCCUGGAGUGGCACAAUCAGAAAAAGGUACUUUGGAAGCAAUGUCUGGCAUCCAGGAAGACCGGGUUUCAGUAUUCACUGCAGAUGGGCAAGAAAGGCUUCCUUCUGCUUUAAUUGCAACAGAGUGGAUGCUUACAGGUGACCCCGAAAAGGAUGCAGCUGUUCGUUCUUCUCAUCGAUAUGACAGUGCCCCUGACAUUAUUCUAUUCAAGGCAUUGCUUUCGUUAUGUUCAGAUGGAGGUUCAUCUGGCAGAGGUGCUUUGGACUUGUGCAUGAAUCAGAUGAAAGUUGUUUUGAGCUCCCAGCAGCUACCUGAAAAUGCAUCUAUGGAAGCCAUUGGCCGAGCAUAUCAUGCGACAGAAAUAUUUGUGCAGGCCCUGCUUUUUGCUAAAUCCCAGCUCAGAAAAGUUUCUGGGGCGACUGAUUUGUCUAGUAAUUCUGAAAAAAGCAGGGAUGCUGACGAUGCAUCUUCGGAUGCUGGCAGCUCUAGCGUGGGUAGUCAAUCAACCGAUGAACUUUCGGAGGCACUAUCACAGGUUGAUAUAUGGCUUGGACGUGCUGAACUUUUGCAAAGUCUUUUGGGAUCAGGGAUAGCUGCUUCCAUUGAUGAUAUUGCUGAUAAAGAGUCAUCUGCACAUCUUAGGGACCGAUUGGUCCAGGAGGAACGAUACAGUAUGGCUGUAUAUACAUGCAAGAAGUGUAAGAUUGAGCUCUUUCCUGUUUGGAAUGCAUGGGGCCAUGCCCUGAUUCGGAUGGAGCACUACGCACAAGCUCGUGUAAAAUUCAAGCAGGCUCUUCAGUUGUACAAGGGUGAUUCUACUACAGUGAUACUAGAUAUCAUUAACACUAUUGAAGGAGGCCCUCCGGUCGAUGUGGCAUCCGUCCGAUCCAUGUAUGAACAUUUGGCAAAAAGUGCACCAGCGGUCUUAGAUGACCCUCUUUCGGCUGAUUCCUAUCUCAAUGUCUUGUACAUGCCUUCUACUUUUCCACGUUCAGAGAGAUCCAGGAGGUUCCAGGAAGCCGCAAAGGAUAAUUCGUCGCAUAAUCCACUUUUUGAAGAGGGACCAAGAAGCAACCUUGACAGUGUUAGAUACCUUGAAUGUAUAAACUAUUUCCAAGAAUAUGCUCGGCAGCAUGUGCUAAGCUUUAUGUUUAGGCACGGACGAUAUAAGGAGGGCUGCCUCUUACUUUUUCCAGCCAACUCUGUGCCGAAUCCAUCGCAGACAUCAUCUAUGGGAGUGGUUACUUCAACUUCUUCCCCUCAAAGACCUGAUCCUUUAGCAACUGAUUAUGGGACAAUCGACGAUUUAUGUGAUCUUUGUGUUGGUUAUGGUGCCAUGCCUGUCCUGGAGGAAGUGAUAUCAUCAAGGAUUUUGACAACACAGGAUGAGUUGGUGAAUCAGCAUACCGCUGCAGCAGUUUCCCGAAUUUGUCUUUAUUGUGAAACUCAUAAGCAUUUCAAUUAUUUGUACAUGUUCCAGGUGAUCAAGAAGGACCAUGUAGCCGCUGGCCUAUGCUGUAUUCAGUUGUUUAUGAACUCUGCUUCUCAAGAGGAAGCUGUAAAGCACUUGGAAAAUUCACAGAUGCAUUUUGACGAAGGGCUAUCAGCAAGAUCUAGAUUAGGAGAUUCCACAAAACUUGUCACCAAAGGCAUCCGGGGUAAAACUGCUAAAGAGAAGCUAAGUGAAGAAGGACUAGUCAAAUUUUCUGCUCGUGUUGCCAUUCAGAUUAAUGUGGUGAGAAGCUUCACUGAUGCUGAGGGACCUCUAUGGAAACACUCUCUUUUCGGGAAUCCAAAUGACCUGGAAACAUUCAGGAGAAGAUGUGAAAUUGCCGAAACUCUUGUUGAGAAAAAUUUCGACUUGGCAUUCCAAGUAAUAUAUGAAUUCAGUCUUCCAGCUGUUGACAUAUAUGCUGGAGUUGCCGCAUCACUUGCUGAAAGGAAGAAAGGGGGUCAAUUAACUGAGUUUUUCAGAAACAUUAAGGGUACCAUAGACGAUGAAGAUUGGGAUCAGGUCUUGGGAGCAGCUAUUAAUGUGUAUGCCAACAGACAUAAGGAACGCCCUGAUCGCCUCAUUGACAUGCUGACUAGUAGCCACAGGAAAGUACUUGCUUGUGUUGUCUGUGGCCGACUAAAAAGUGCUUUCCAGAUAGCAUCUAGAAGUGGAAGUGUUGCUGAUGUUCAAUAUGUCGCACAUCAGGCAUUACAUGCCAAUGCGCUUCCAGUUCUUGACAUGUGCAAACAGUGGUUGGCUCAAUACAUGUAGCUCGACAAGCUCACAGUCGAUUUUGAGAUGUCUGCAAUUCACUACACUGCUGCAUUGUCAAGUGUUGGAACCAAUAGUAUAUCCAAGUUACGUGGUGAACAUCACUCUGAUAUGAAAUUCUGUUUUUCGGUUCCAAACUGGGGAGCAGUUGGUUUGAAGACCCACCCAGGCUAGAAAUGAGUUACCCCUUAGUGAAUUGUGAUUCUGCUACAGCCAUUGUUAGAAGACGAUUCUUUGGAGAGAAUUGGAAAUGCAGGCAUAUAGCUCCACAGACAAACAGAAACUGGAACUAACUAACAUCAGAAACAGGUUGCCAGUCCUUUUUUUGUGUUUCCCUUCCAGAAGCUAUGAUGAUUGGUGAAUAUAUGGUUCAGAAAAAUCUUGGUUCAAAACCAAGUCGCAAUAGCUGCUGGUUGUUUUGUUUGUAUAAAAGUUGUCGAUACAAAUACAUGUACCAUGUAGAGGGGGCCCACUGAACAUGGGAGGGACAAGGCUUUUUCUUUGUUCCUUCAUGGGAGAGAAGGGAGGAGAUGUCCAGUUUUUAGAGUCGCCGAGCUCCUUUCAAGUAAGUUAUAUAUAUGAAGCGAAGCUAUUUAUCUUUGUUUAACAGCUUAUGUUGUAUGAGUAUUGGUUACUGCAUGAUCCUUACACCCACAUUCUUUUGUAUCUUUCCUUUUUUUCCCAAAUUUUUGCUAAAAACUCUCCUUAUUUUCUGUGAGUAUAAUGUUGAAUAUGGUUACGGCUUUGGUUUGCUGUUUGGAGAAGCUUCAUACAUGUGCUCUUGAAA